This is a messenger RNA of Eremothecium cymbalariae DBVPG#7215, 828 nucleotides long. It is a transcript of the gene CWP1, whose product is annotated as Cwp1p. NCBI's taxonomy places the organism in Eukaryota, Fungi, Ascomycota, Saccharomycetes, Saccharomycetales, Saccharomycetaceae. The transcript has a single exon. The record is from RefSeq and is a predicted model, not a curated record. The coding region runs from base 1 to 828 and encodes 275 amino acids.
AUGAGAAUAACUAGUGGAAGUAUUUUAUGCAUUGGUGCGUUAUUGAAGUCAGUUAUGGGCGAUUCUGAAUCGUUUGGGUUGUUGAUGAUUCAUUCUGGUUCGCGUUUCCAGUAUGCUUCUGUGUAUGCUGAAGAUAAAGAUUUGUUCGUUGGUUCUAGUUCGAAGUCUUUGUCAGGUGUUGUUACAGAUGCCGGUAAGUUGUUGUUGUCCGACGGUACGUAUGCGGUUGUAGAGGAAGAUGGCGACGUGGAGGAGGGUUCCGAGCAGGAAGGCUCUGUUGGGUUUACUAUCGUUGGAGGACACCUCCGAUACCUGAAUCAAGAGCUUUUCAGUGCUGCUCCUAAGGGGAAUAACAAGUUUGCUUUGGCUUACAACACGUCGAUUGAUGGAUCUGUUGAUGUUGCUGUCCGUGCUCAGUCUACUAAUGGUACCGCUCCUGAUUUCAUUCCAGGUUCUACGGGCUCCAACUCGACUACUACUUUUAGCAGCACAGCGUCCGUGGGUACUACCUCUGUUCCAGCUCCAGGUGUGAACACCACUGUGGGUGUGCACACUACCGUUACAAAGACCAUUACUUCCUGCAACGACAGUGGGAAAUGUACCAAAAUCGAGACAACCUACCCAACCACCGUUCCAGUUAUCACCACUGAACCAUCGAGCGCUCCAGCAUCCAGUGCUCCAACAUCCAGUGGCAGCCAUUCGUCGUCCGCGCCAGCUAGUUCGGCCUCAUCCACAUCCAGUGUGCCUGUUCAAACGGUUAACGGUGCGGCCAGAGUUAUCGCCGGUCUUGGGUCUGGUGCUAUGUUUGCCCUUGCCUUGUUGCUAUGA